Messenger RNA from Pelobates cultripes (western spadefoot toad), 38697 nucleotides. The record is from the annotation of a GenBank genome assembly. NCBI's taxonomy places the organism in Eukaryota, Metazoa, Chordata, Amphibia, Anura, Pelobatidae.
GUUGACGCCUCUCCUCUGCCUGUCCCUGCAAAGCACUCAGGGAGGGCUGCUGAUGGUAGUAAGUAAGAGGGAGUUGGAGGGGGGAUAGAGGAGGACCCAUCCUCUGCCUGGAAGAAGGAGGAGGAGGUUGAGGCCAGAGCUGUGCUCACAGCAGCAGGAAGAGAGAGGCUUGGAUAGGCUUGGAGGCCAGCCUGAGGCUGCAGUGUGUGGCAGUGCCAGCACCCGGGAGGGUCUGGCAGGCUCUGCAUUGCCAUCUGGGCUUACCAUCUCCCCCUGCACACCACCACCACCACUCCCAGCCAGGCACAGCCUCACCAGGAGCAGCUGGUGGCAGAGGAAAAAGGAUGGAACCAGGUGCCCCCCCUGAACUGCAAGCUGGUGACAAGGACACAGAGAGGGUACCAGGAGGGCACUGUGCUGUCGGCAGCUGGGACAUGGGCACCCAGAUACAGAUUAGGGUGGCCAUAGAGGCAGUUGAUGAUGAUGAUGACCCAGACACCCAGGAUUUCAGAGGAGGGCUGGAAGGAGGAAGCUGCAGCGAGGAUGACUACAGCCGCAAUGACAAAUACAGGUACUUAACACCAUGGUCAUCAUAGGGUUAAUACCCCCUCCUCACCCCCCUUAGAUUACUGCCCCUUUAUAAUGCCCCCCUCCUCCCCUAGAUUACGGCUCCUUUAUAAUGCCAGCCACCUUAUCUAAUCACAUAAAGAGCCAGGGAGCAGGAGCAUGUCACUGGAGUUUACAUCUCAGAAGAAUUGAAUUGAUUUAUAUUUAUAUACCCUUAUCCCCAUGGCUGUGAAAGGGUUAACCAUUAGUACCCUCUAGCUGGGCUUGGCACAAGUUGAUUGGCACGCAAAGGGUGGGUGUCAGCACGUGUGCGAGGUGCUUCCUGUUCUUUAACCCCUUAUAGACGGAGGCAAUGGUACAAGUUCUGAACCAAAACAAAACCUGGUAUGUGUCUGUUCAACCAUAAUUUAGCUCUUUUAUAUUAAAUGUAAGCGCACUUAUUAUAGAUCAUUUUAUUUAGGAGAAACAGGGCUUUCAUUUCACAUCAAAUAUUUAUAUAUAUAAAACAUAAUUUAAUAUGAAUAAAAUCUAAAAAAGAAAAAAUGGUGAGAAAUUAAGAUCUGUAGUUAUUUUUCCAGGUUCUGCAUGGCAUUUUAACUGUGAAUGUCGUAAUACUGUUUUUACUGCACUAAAAUACACGUUUGUAUGCUGUAUAUCCAACUAAGUACAAUGAUGACCCCAUGGGCAGAUUUUAUGGUGUUAGAAAAGUUACAUGAUGAAAUAUAGGGUUCGCAAAUAAAAAUUUCUGGCAUUUCCGCACGCUAUUAUGAAUUAUAGUAUUAUAUGUAUAUUUAUAUAUGAAUAAUGUAAUUAUAUAUAUCUUAAUAUCAAAAUACAGUUAGAAUGAAUAUAUAUAUAUAUAUAUAUAUAUAUGUAUAUAUAUAUAUAUAUAUAUAUAUAUAUAUAUUUCCCCCCCCUAUUCCAAGCAUAUUUUGAUGUCAAUAUAUGUUUUUAUAUAUUUGAUAUUGUAUAUAUUAAUAUCAAAAUAGAUUUAAAAUGAAAUUAAAUAUAUAUUGACAUUAACGUUUAUUUUCAAGUAAAUAUUUAUAUACUUAUGAUUAUACAUAGGCGACCUACCUGACAUCCGAGGCAGUCCCCCUGCAGCCAAUCCAGCAGAUCCGAGUCACAUGAUCGCGCCGUCACCAUGAUCACAUGAUCUCAUGGUUUGGAUUGUCUGGAUUGACUGCAGGUAGACUGCCUAGGUUGUCAGGCAGCGCGAUAAGGCCGGAAUAGCAUGCCCUAACGGUGUUAAAGCCCUCCUUUUGUAAGAUGGCAUAGAACUCCGUAAUGUUGGGAAUGGGUUAAGAAUUUUCACCAAUCUGAAGAAGGAAACAUGUUGCCACAUAUGGUGAUGACAUGUAAUGAUUGUGGUGGAGACAUGCAAUUCAGUUCUCUGGUAUUUCUGCUGGGCUGUUAUAAUCUAUAUAUAUUAUAUAUAUAAAUGGACAGGCAAUGAUUGUGAAAUCUAAUAGAACGUGCAAUGAGAGAUGCAAUGAUUGUGUAAUCUAAUAGAACGUGAUUAGAGUUUUUCUACUUUUUGAGAAACAGUGAAGAUGAUUCCACCAUGUAUCCAAAACAUUUUACAGAGCUUUCACCUGUUACAGACAAAAUUUGACUCCUCUAAUACAGUAACCUAAAUCUGAUCUCCCUAAUCUAGUUAGUGAUGACUGUCUUUAGCACUCCCGCUGCAAACUCCAAUUCCCAUGAUGCACAGCCAGCCAGCAUCGUGGGAUGAAUUGUAUAGAAGAGCUAAAGUGCCAACUCUCAUUCGUCACUUCUCUGAUCAGUGUAUCUGAAUGCCUGUGUAGAAUCAAUCUAAUCAGGCUCACUGGAUACACUUGCUAUCACUGCAGUAUUUUGGCAGUGCGUGAGUAAAGAUAUUUUAGGAUAGGUCUCAUUCAUGCCUGCAAAGAAUAUGGUCUAUAGCCAGGAGGAAGCAGUUAUGUAGUCGAAGGAGGGCUGCGGGGAGAUGAGCAUGUGCAGAAACGGAUCAUAACAUUUGCUGCAGUGUGUAUUGUUCCUUUAUCCCCCUAGUGAUGCACAGUGACAGCAUUAUGGGAGCAGAGAGUAGUCUGUCACCACUGUCUGACCUUCCUGUGACAAUGACGCAGGUACCAUCUGACAGUGCCUUGAGAAUAACAAAAUCAUGGUAGCAGUCUGCUUCUAGAGCUUUUAACCUAUACCCAGUGGAGGUCAAUCCAAACCCUCAUCGCUGGAAAUAACCAAACCAUUGCCCCUGGGAAGAAUAUUUAUAUUAAAUAGGUAUAUGUUAACUUCAAUUUUAUCAAUAGUAUUUUCCGUUAACUACUAUUCACAGUUUAAUUAGUAAGCCCCUAAUUAGUAAUAAGCCCCUACCACUACUUUUAUUGCAGUUUGUUCUUCUGAUAUCAGUUUUGUGUUGCAUUAUAUAUAUAUAUAUAUAUAUAUAUAUAUAUAUAUAUAAAAUUUCCAUAUAUGUAUGGUUUUAUUUCUUCUGCUAUCCCUUGAAGAUCUACAUUUAUUUAUUUCUAUAUAACAUUUUUUACCAGGAAGGAUACAUUGAGAUGUCUCUCGUUUUCAAGUAUGUCCUGGUUCCACAAAACAUUGAAUUGAUACAUUAUGGUACAAUAAAAUACAAAAACAAUAUUAAUACACAAUAUAUACAAAAUGUAAUAAUUUAAUAUUUAAUAAAAUAUUUUACCAGGAAGAAUACAUUGAGAUGUCUCUCGUUUUCAACUAUGUCCUGGGUCCACAAAACAUUGCAUUGAUACAUUAGGGUACAAUAAAAUACAAAAACAAUAUUAAUACACAAUACAUACAAAAUUUAACAUAGAACAGGUAGGAAAUAUAAAAAGUCAUCAUAACGUUGCAAAAGUAAAUAACAUAAAGUGGGACAAUCAUUAUAGAAACCAAUGGGUACACCUUACCAUUUUUGCACCAUUUAUUUUAGAACAUAGCAUAUUGAUAUAAUGUCAGACUGUCUUUACUCCAACACAAUAAAAACUAUAGCUGGCUGUAGUGACUAUGGUGCUAGUAGUGCCCUGGUUCCCUCCCAUGCCUUGCAGGAGCUUACAGUUCCAGAGGAGGAGCAUGUGGGUACCCAGCAUACCUUAGGUAAGUUGGCAGACCGUUCUCAGAUGGUUUGGAUAUUUACCCUGGGAGAGUGCCAGGGGACUCCAGGCAGCGGUGCUUUGAGUGUUAUUUUAAAGGUUUUUUCCAACCCAUUUUUUGAAAAUAACUUUUUUUUAUUUUGUAACGCCUUAUUAGGCACUAGUACCGUAUCCACCCCCUUUUGUAUGCAAACAAAAUUGUAAAAGAAGAUAAAACUUAUUGAUAAUCCAGAGCUAGGUGCGGUUCUUCCACACUCUAUCCUACAUCAGGCCAUGUCAUUCAUUUCAUUCCUGUGGGCUAAUCAAACACUUCUCAUAACCCUUUCAUACCCUUGCCUCAGAGCUCCGAAGGGUGAGCACUGAGCGGGCAUUAUUACAAAAAACAAUAAAUAAUAAUAAAUGUUAAUGUAGGGUGGUGGGGAGGGAGCGCACUACAGGAGGGAGAGAGGGGAGAUUUAGGUUCCCCUUUACAUGUGCACUACCAGCGCUGCCUACAAGGGUAGAAUCUGACUAUGUCGCCAGCGUGCUGAUGACAGAUGUAUAUUUUGCACAGAAUUAAUAUUAGGUACCCAGGGACAGAGCUCUAGACUGCCUUAGGUUUAACUAGUGUACAGCACAACAAUACAGAUUUCUCUGUACGUGUUGCGUUUCAAGCACAUACAGAUUCCUUCCUGCUUUUAGAAAUCGUGAUGGAGGCUGGAGUAACAAUUUAAGUUAGUUUUCCUUCCUAGUAUAAACAGGUUUCUUAAAACAUGUCUCUUUCCAUUUGUCCAGCAAUCAUCUGCAUGGAACGGUUUUAAAAGUAUUGGGAUCCAUGAGCUGUACUUCCUCUUCAGGCACAAUUACAGGUUACCUGUACUUUCUACUGUAUUUCAUUAUAUCAAAACCAUUGUGCUAGCUAAUGUGAAAAUAGCACCUCCCUCUCCUGUCAGUCAAACUAUUGGCAUAGAGUCUAUGCCAAUGUCUGUUAGCAAGAGUACAUGCCUAUGGUUGUUCUAUUGCUUGUAGUGCUAUGGCAGGUUAGGGACAUUUCUAAACCUUUCCAAAGAGGGGCAGUACUGCAUAGGAGGUAGCAGUGCCAGAGAGGAGGUUGUCGCCCAUGAAGGAUAUUGCCACCCAUAAAAUUCAUUAGCCAAAGUUUAAAAAUGUUUGACAGGUUCACUUUAACUGACUGUGUGAUUGUUUUAUUUCAUAAAGUCUAAUUGUUUGCACACACACGUUGCUGUUCAAAAUGUAUUUGUGAUUAUUCUUUAUGAAGUUUUCUUAUAGUUGUCUGACCAAAUAUGUCAGGUUUACAGGUCUGCAACUUCUCAGAAGAGAGUUUCAUCCUUUGUUAGACUUGGGCAGCAUUUCUGCUAUAUGAUCACUUCCAAAAAAAAAAAAAAAAAAAAAAGAAAGAAUCUGUAGGAAAGAUAAUAAUAAAUAUUGUUCUAGUAUUUACUGGACUAAGAUCAUGAAGUACCCACUAGUGGGCGGUAGGGACCAGGUUGACGACCCAUGAUCUAUACUCUCAUCUCCAGUGUUAAAGGAGCACUAUAGUGCCAGGAAAACAAACUCAUUUUCCUGGCACUAUAGUGCCCUGAGGGUGCCCCCACCCUCAGGGUCCCACUUCCGUGGCGCUGAAGGGGGAGGAAGGCGUUAAUCCCUUACCUUUUUUCCAGCGCCGGGCUCCUUCUGCGUUGGGACUCUCCUCCCUCUUCUGACGUCCCUGGCUGAAUGCGCAUGCCCGGCAAGAGCCGCGCGCGCAUUCAGCCAGUCCAUAGGAAAGCAUUGAGAAUCACAGUGAGAAGAGCGGAAGCGCCUCUAGCGGCUGUCAAUGAGAUUAACCCUAAAGUAAACAUAGCAGUUUCUAUGAAACUGCUAUGUUUACAGCAAAAAGGGUUAAACCUAGCUGGACCUGGCACCCAGACCACUUCAUUAAACUGAAGUGGUCUGGGUGCCUAUAGUGGUCCUUUAACACCAACCUUUUAUAUAGUAUUAACAUAUAAACCUUCCUCUAUUCCCUAUAUAUCAGUGAUGGCGAACCUUUUUGAGCCCGAGUGCCCAAACCGCAAUACAUGCCAACUUUGUUUUCCUUAAAGUGCCAACACAGCAAUUAAACCUGAAUACUGAGGUUUAAGUUUAGAAAAAACAACUCGUACUGUUGUCUGAACUAAUUAACAACUUAUGUUUUAAAAGAACACAACAACAGAGAGUUCAAUGAUACAAAUUUUAAAUAAUGAUAUAAACAGUCUGCUGAAUACACAUACAGAGAGACAGCUGAGAACACACACACAGACUGCUGAGUACACACACACAGUCUGCUGAAUACACACACACACAGACUGCUGAAUACACACACAUACUGCAUUGAGAGGUGUAGUGUAUGUGUUUGUGGGGGGUGCUGUGUGUGUGCGAGGGGUGCUGUGUGUGUGAGAGGGUUGCUGUGUGUGUGGGGGUGUUGUGUGUGUGUGUGUGGUGGUGGUGUGUGUGUGUGUGGGACGUGUUGUGUGUGUGUGUGUGAGGGGUGGUGUGUGUGAGGGGUGCUGUGUGUGUGAGGGGUGUUGUGUGUGUGAGGGGUACUGUGUGUGGGGGGUAGGGGUGCUGUGUGUGGGGAGUAGGAGUACGGUGUGGGGGGGUAGGGGUGCUGUGUAUGGGAGGUAGGGGUGCUGUGUGUGGGGCGUAGGGGUACUGUGUGUGGGGGGGUAGGGGUGCUGUGUGUGGGGGGUAGGGGUGCUGUGUGUGUGGGGAUGGUGUGUGUAGGGGGUAAACGUGUUUAAACAUUUAUUUAUUUUUAAAGUGUACUAAAUCAGUAUCCCCCCUUCUUACCUUUAAUGAAAGAAGGGGGGGGUACACACAGCCAUCCCUGGUGGUCCGGUGGUGGCAAGCACUGCUUCUAGGUCGGGAGGCAGGGGGAGGGAUCUGUGAAGCAGCUCCCCUGUCCUCCUGCGCGAUGCUGUGUGGAGUGUUGCCAUGAUAAUAGGUUCGCCAUCACUGCUAUAUAUGGUGUACCUCAAAAAGUACAUCACACAGAACUUCUUAAACUAUUAUCAAUUAUAUUGCGUCAACAUAUUCCGCAAUGCUUUACAAUAAAAUAAGGAUAUCAGACAAGUAAUUUACAUACAGAAUACAACAAAGAGAUGAAGAAGGGCCUGCUCAAACAAGCUUACAAUCUUUGAGGAAGGAGUCAAGACACACAUGAGAAAUUACAGUAUGUCAGAGGGGGUAUGGAUUGAUGGAUACGAUGUCUGUGUCGAAAUAAGCUAGUAGAAGUGAUGUGUGGCAUUUGCGGUGUUGCGUGUCAGCGGCGCAAAGGAUAGGGUUUGGGUGCAAGCAGACCCUUGCUUAUUAUAAACCUAUUUUAAAAAGGUUUGAUAAAACUCUGAAUGACUAAGCCUAUAGUCUCAUUAAACCAUAACCACUACACUAAGCUGCAAUAAGUUUCACUACUUGGAGUGUCUCUCUUACUGGGAUUUUAGGAUAUUUUUUAGAGAUUGAGAUGGAAGUGGUUCAGUGUUUGCCAGGAGGGAGUAAGCAAUUAGUUUGUUUCAUUUCCAAAGGAAUGUGGAUUUAUUUUGUUGAAAAGGGAGAAAAGACGAUUGGUUGCAGUUUUUAUUGAGGACGAUAUGUUCACAGAUCCAGUGGGAUUGGGAGUGUAGAAAAAUAAACAAGCACGAGCUCAUGUGUACAGCAGCUGUGUAGUGAGUCCAUGUUUCUGUAAUAGCCAUGAAAGCAAGUUGAUGGUGAAGUGAAUGUCGAAUGGCUUAGGGCAGUGGAUCUUUUUAAUUUUUUUUGGCAAGGACUGAUUAACAGUAGUAGGCAAUAAAAAAACCCUCUAAACCCCUUGUCUGGGCAUCGCGCCCAAAUCAAAGGUGGCGCAGACCACGUGGUCGCGUCCAUCUUAAGCUCCUCCCCUCUAAUGAAUACAGACGUGCGUGUGACGUCACGACGUCAGCGCGCACGCACGUUCUGGGGUCAGAGGUCACCCUCUGACCAAUCAGAAGCCAGAGAAGGAUAUUUAAAUCCCUAAUUCACUUUACUUCCUUGCCCUGUCUUGGUUUCCUGUUCCUGGUUCCCGAGAGUGCGUUUAUCUUUGUGAAUUUGACUUCCUGGUAUCCUGAUCUUGGCUUUUCCCUGGUUAUUCUGAAUUCUGGUUCCCCUGACUUGGCUUGUUUAUACGGUAUUUGAGUAUUUCUGGCUUCCUUGACCUCGGCUUUCCCUUUGACCAUUCUCUAUCUCUAGCGUAUUAGUCCUGCCAUUCUAAGGUCCGGUUUACGCUCUGUCCUUUUAUUUUCCUUUUCUUUUGUAUGUAUAUAUUUACAUAGUUUCUGCAUGUUGGACCACACUAGCUGCCAUGACAACAGCCCUGUAUGCGCACUUAACUGUGCAGCUACGCCAACCAAUGUCAGCAGCCAUGUCAGAGAAGGAGGAAGCAGUCAUUAAGAAAAUUGACUAUAAAAAACAUUACAGACUAGUUUGACGGUGAAUUUAUACAGGGCUGAUCAAUAAAGUGAGAAUUCAAAUAGAAUGUCACAUUUGAGGCCAGAGUAGCAUAAUGGAAAUCAUAAGUGACUUAGAGAAUUUUUCAAAUUCAGCUAUUUUUACCUUAAAUUUCAAACUCACAUUGACACAGUCUACAACAUUUGCGGUUAGCUGGUUCACUUUAAAUAUCAUGUUUACAUAAAGUGGAAUAUUUUCACUGUACCUUUAAAUAUACAAAUUCUGCUGUGCGGUUCGGCUGAUUGCAAUUCCAUGCUAUUUUCCGGCUGUAAUAAUAGCUAGUCUUUUCAUCUUCAGUUUGUGGUUAAAUCUGUAAACAGAAUGUGCUUGACUGUACAAUUUUGCAAAUCAGUCUUUAUAAUUUUUGUUUUAUUAAAUACAAACUAUACUUUAUAAUUUCAGUGCUCUCCCAGACAACACUUACCUGGGGAAUUUUGUUUUUCAUAAGGUUUAUGUGUUUUUAAUAAAAUAAAAGAAUGUUCAUUUCAGUGUAGUUUGCCUAGUUAUUAGUAUGCCUGGAGCUGUAAUGCUGGUGUCAUUUAUAGUUGAUAUCGGUAGUGAACAGCUGGUAUUUUUUUAUUCAUUCAUUAAGUGCCGACACCGAGAGCCAUAACAAACUCAACAGCCUGUGCACCUGUGCCCCACUAACAAGAUCUAAUGAAAUGUUCAAAGGUAAUGGCAUUCACAUAGUGUGACACUUACAGGGGUUCCAUAACAACUACAGUUUAUUGUAGUGAUUAGUGAAGCCAAUUUGAACUGUCAAUUUGAUUUAAAUCUGGAAGAAUUUUGUUCAUUCAAAACCAAGCUACCAAGUUGCAAUGUCGUUUCGGCUUUCCCAGGGUGACACGGAUAUACCUUUUCGACACAAACAAAUUGAUGCCAAGCCUGCAUCAAUUCAGCGUUGAGAAGGAAGAUUUUAUUGUUAUGAGAUCAAUUUAAAGCGUUGGCCUCUGGAUGCAGGGAAUUCUUCCUGUUUUCAUCAGAUGUAUUUAAAUGAUUUGAAAUAGAAUAACGUGCAGAACCCAUAGCGUCCUGGUACCAUAACCACUGCAGUGUGCCACACUAGUUAUGGUGCUUGGAUUUCCUUUUAAUCUGAUGCAAGGAAUACUGAUUUGUUACAUGUGUCAGCUCAUAUAACCAGAUGUGUGAAAAUCAAUUAAAAUAAUUAAAUAGAAAACAGUUUCUUUCUCAAACAGGCAACAAUGAGCUUCACAAUAAAGAUGAACAGGGUUAGUCACUAAAAUAUUGGGAAUUCAAAAUGAAUUUCAAACUUCAGUAUGAAAGAUCCAGACUAAAAACAUGCUAAGUGCCCCCUCCCCCCCUAUUUUGGCUAUUUGGUCUAGUAGUUAAAAUCCCCUUUGGGGUGGUAGCCAAACUAAAAAUAUAGCUGAUGGAUAUAUAUUUUUUUAAUUCAGCUGUUUUGGCCUUGAGUCUAAAAUGAAUGAUAAAUAUACAUUGAAUUCCUGAAAAUGGUUUUAUUCACUAAAGCAAACUGAAAUCCACAUAGCAUAACAUAGGCAAAUAUGUUCAGAUCUAAAUUCAAAUUUGCAACUAUCCUGAAUACAUCCUAUGAACCCAAGAUUUUUUGUACCGAUGUUUAGCAGUAAUUAGGAACAUUAAUAAAUAACGAGGGGUGCAAGAGUAAUCAACAGCACACAGAGAUAUAUACUUAUUAGUAUGAAUGUAGAGCCUCUUGAUCUUUCUAAAAAAGCAAUAUAAAAACAUUCAUAGCAUAAUAGUGUAUAGCAGCAAGUAUAGAUCAGUUAAAGAGGUAAUGGGUCACUCACACUUUCCAGAGCCACAAGCAGGCUCUGGCUAUGUUGGCAGUUGAAUAAAGAGCUUAUUCAAGCUGUAAAUUUCACUCCUUGGGAUUUUCCUUCCUGGUACUGCAUAAAUACGAAGUUAUCUAUUUAUUCAGUGUCACCCAUUGUAAAGCGCUACGGAAUCUGAUGGUGCUAUAUUAAUAAUAAAAAUAAUAAUUUUAGUGAUUUUAGACAAUGGGAAUUGUUGCACUUAGAUUUGCACUUUUAAGCGCCAAUCCACCUUUAUUUUAUCCUUUCUUGGAUUUAAUAUUGUAUAUCAGUAAUUAGGAGCAGGUAUAGGAGAAUAAGGUGAGCUAGAAUAGCAUGAUAAGUACAUUUCAGGGUACAGGAAACUUUAUCCGAAGGAUUCUCGUCACAUCUCAUAACAUUCUGUCUUUCAAACUGUUAAAGCUGUGUGCUGUGUGCCAAUAGGAAAAGGAUAUUGCAUAGAUUUGGUUUUGAGCAAGGCGCCGAAAUUGUCAGUCUGUAUGAAGUAAAUACACAGAAUAUGAGAAAUUGUGCACAACCAAAAAAAACAACACAUUGGGAGUUAUGGGUAAAAGGGUUUCCGUGAGAUAGCUUGUUCAAUAAAUGAACAGUUGAGCUGUAUACAAAGAGUUCUACAAGAAAUACAUACAAUGCAAAGUCGAAAAUGGAUCAAAUAAAUGCAUUUACUCAUUUGUUGCAGAUUAUGUUUUAAAAUAGAAUUUUUUUAACUACAUUAUUGAACUGCAGUUUGCCAUGAUCCUGUGUGUGUUUAAUGAAUUUUCAUAUAUCGCAGAUAAUACCAAUGUGAAAAUAAAAAAGGUCCAAAUGUGUGAAUAAAAAAUUUACAUUUGAUCCUCAUUUUGCUGUCAUGUAUUAUAAGCCCAUUUAGACACAAAGUUGUAGAAAUUAAAAAACAAAAAACAAAACACCUACCGUACUUGUCCCACGCCUCUCAACUUUCCAAUGAGCAAAGAGGGACACUGUAAUUGCAGGGGGGUGAGUGAAGGAAUGAGCUGAGGUAUUUUAGGUUACGUACUAAUAAUUUCUGCAUAUAUAAUGUAAGUUAUACCAAGAACAAUGUAUCUUAUUUACACAUUUAGAGUGAUUUCUAAACACAUCUAUUUUAGUUUACAGACUCAUUACUGUGUGUAUUAUUGUUGUGGAGCUCUGUUAUACACUCAGACAUACCAACAAUAUGGAACUCCUAGAAAAGAGGGAUAUUAGGAUAAAAAAAAAGAGGGACAGAGGGAUUUGGGUCCAAAAUAGGGACUGUCCCUGUUAAAUAGGGACACUUGAGAGGUAUGUUGUCCAAGUGACUAAAGUGGUAGCUCGAUCUACUUGUCUAGCAUGGCAAUCCAGUUGUCCUGGCACAAGAUCAUUUGAAAUUAGUAAAUUGGGGACCUGGAUUAGACCUGGAUAUUGGUAGGAUUAUUCACUAAACUCGGAAACCGGGAACUACAUGUGGGCAAAACAAAUUCUACAUAUCAUAGAUAUCCUUGUACAUGCCAUAGUGACGGAUCUGUAAAAUAUGACCAAAUAGGUCAUGAGUAAUCUUAGAGAUUGCACUGUAAAAGUGGCAGUCCAAGCACAAAACCACAACAUUUUUGUUUACAUAGUUUACAUUUUACAGAAACCACUCUUCUAGUAGCUGUCAAAUUGACAAAUUCUUCAAUUUUCAAAGCUCUUCAUAUUUCGUGUCGUCACACACAGCAUAUAAAGAAGCUACCACAGUAUUCAAUGUUUUUAGAAACAUAGAAUGUGACAGCAGAAUAAAACCAUUCGGCCCAUCUAGUCUGCCCAUUUUAAAAAAAAUACUUUCAUUAUUCCCUUAUAAAAAAAUACUUUCAUUAUUCCAUUAUUCAUCUUAUAUUUAGGAUAACCUUAUGCCUAUCCCCCACAUGCUUAAACUCAUUUACUGUGUUAAGCUCUACCACUUCAGCUGGAAGGCUAUUCCAUGCAUCUACUACCCUCUCAGUAAAGUAAUACUUACUGAUAUUAUUUUUAAACCUUUGCCCCUCUAAUUUAUGACUAGGUCCUCUUGUUGUGGUAGUUUUUCUUCUUUUAAAUAUAGUCUCCUCAUUUACUGUGUUGAUUCCCUUUAUGUAUUUAAAUGUUUCUAUCAUAUCCCCCCGUCUCGUCUUUCCUUCAAGCUAUACAUGUUAAGAUCCUUUAACCUUUCCUGGUAAGUUUUAUCCUGCAAUCCAUGAACCAGUUUAGUAGCCCUUCUCUGAACUCUCUCUAAAGUAUCAAUAUUCUUCUGAAGAUACGGUCUCCAGUACUGUGUACAAUACUCCAAGUGAGGUCUCGCCAGUGUUCUGUACAAUAGCAUGAGCACUUCCCUCUUUCUACUGCUAAUACCUCUCCCUAUACAACCAAGCAUUCUGCUAGCAUUUCCUGCUGCUCUAUUACAUUGUCUGCCUACCUUUAGGUCAUCAGAAAUAAUUACCCCUAAAUCCCUUUCCUCAUAUGUUGAGGUUAGGACUCAAAUAUUCUGUACUCUGCCCUUGGGUUUUUACGUCCAAGAUGCAUUAUCUUGCACUUAUCCACAUUACAUGUCAGUUGCCACACAUGCACUAAGUAUCCACACUACAUCUCUAGGAUAGGUAUUGGAUUGGACACAUAUCAUCUUCCUUGAUGACCUUAAAGGAGGUGGAGGGAACACUCCACAUGUUAAAAGAACACUCUAGCCUUAAAUAUAUAUAUUUUUUUAGCUGCUGAAAAUAUGCUAGAGAUUAUUUGUGUUCAUAGAUUUAAAAUAACACCUAUGACAUAAUUAAGACUGAUAGGUCAGCCAGAGUUUCCUACAGAGACAUGAAUCGUGUCAUGUCAAAUUUAUUACCAUGACAUCAUCCUUUAUAAUUAGUGACCACGCAGGGUCAACAAUCAGUCAUUGCAAAGGUGUGCUGAGAACUACAUAAGACAAAAUGUGAAUAGUAAGGAGGAGGAGACCAAGUUAAACAAUUACUAGAGAAAUGAAUUUGGGAACCAGUUGUUCAUCAUUAAUUGUGCUUGUAAUCUGUCACCGGGAAUCCUGCCAUAUCUGAUAAUUAUUACAGUUAGAAUAACAACACUGGUGAGAAUUGACAUUCUGCCAACAUAUGACAGUACGUUUUGUUGUACUUUCCACAGGUGUUCUGAGACACAUGCUGGGCUGCGAGAUCUGUGGGUUAUGACUUUACGAUCGCGUCCUCACAUCUUUUAACAGACUGGCCAGUAUGAUUUGGUGCUGUAAUACUGCAUGAAAUAGCAGUAUAUAGAAUGUAGCAAAUAGACGUGCGCUGCUGAAUCUACGUCUAAACAUACAUCACAGUAACAUAUUAAAUAGCAGUAUUGUAUCACUAUACAGAGCUAUGGUAUGAUAUGCCUGUGUUAAAGGACCAAUUUAGGCACCCAGACCACUUCAGCUUAAUGAAGUGGUCUGGGUGCCAGGUCCCUCUAGGAUUAACCCUUUUUUUUUUUAUAAACAUAAAUAGGUUAAUCCAGUCUCUAAAGCCUCUAGUGGCUGUCUCAUUGACAGCCGCUAGAGGCGUUUGCGUGCUUCUCACUGUGAAAAUCACAGUGAGAAGACGCCAGCGUCCAUAGGAAAGCAUUAUGAAUGCUUUCCAAUGAGACUGGCUGAAUGCGUGCGCAGCUCCUGCCGCGCAUGCGCAUUCAGCCGAAGAGGCGGAGAGGAGGAAGAGAGCUCUGGAAAAAAGGUAAGAUUUAACCCUUUCCUCGCCAUCCAGCCCGGCGGGAGGGGGUCCCUGAGGGGGGGGCACCCUCAGGGCACUAUAGUGCCAGGAAAACGAAUAUGUUUUCCUGGCACUAUAGUGGUCCUUUAAUGCUGAUAAUGUCCAUCAAGCUGCCCUGCCUAGUGUGUAAUUCAUAUAAAUGAGGCAAUUACAAAGUGUUACGGGAACAGUAGUUUGACAAGGACCCUACUCAGACGAGCUUACAGUCUAGAGGAGGUGGGGUAUAAAAAACACAAUAGAGUAUCAAGGGGACAGCAAACAAACAAGCUGGGUAAGUAGUGGAACUGGAGGUGAGACUGGAGUGUGGCCUUUUAGGGGAGAGCAAGAGACAGGUUUGUAAAAUAGAAGUUACUCUGGGAGGCCAUAAGCAUUUCUGAACAGAUGGGUUUUGAGGAACUUCUUAAGUAAUUGGAGACUGGGGUAGAGUCUGAUGGCGGUUUACGCCAUAAGCAUUGCUGGAAACACUGCAAGUAAAGCCUGCAAGUAUCCCAUAACUGCUAGGGUGCCCCAACAUACUAAGAAUUGUGUCAUGUCCAUUUCCUGAUGCUGUAUUGAUAAUAGAGUCAUCUUUUUUGGUUAUACAUCAGCUGAUGAUUAUGCCGGCACAGUGCCUUGUUUUAAUAUAUACCUACCUUGUGGAUCUUAGAUUCACUUCAGGCUACAAACAAAUAAAUCAUAUUUAUAUUCAGUUAAAAGUACAUGAAAACUGUACUUCUUAUUAGAAUAGAAUACAACACAUUUAAAGCUUUAAUUUGCUUGUCAUUGAUUGGCUCAGUGUUUAAAGGGUUACCCCAAAAAUUAGAGUUAACCAAAAAACCACUACAGCAACCGUUUGCCCUCCUAACUCGGUUCUUCGAAGCGCCGAGCCUCCUCAGAAUAGGGUGAUGCGCAUCCAGCUUCUGCAAUGUUUCAGAAGACAGAUGUCUUUUCACCAGUCGUCCAAUCGGUGACCAAUUGUGCACAGAAAAAUGCACAGAAUUGACAUUAGCCAGCUCGAAACUCCUAUUCCUGACACCUUCGGCAGCAAAGGGCUAUAUUUAUGAAUGCGCACUUACAGACUUAGAGCACCAUAACCACUUCAGAUUACUAAAAUGACUAAUCCUCUCUGUUUGUCCACCCUUGCUCCCAACCUCUGUCCACCCUUGCUGCUCCCUCUCUCCCUUUCCAUUAGCCAUGUGCCCAGCCCCAUCCCCCAAACUAGCUAGCUAUGUUUUUAGUCCGCAUACCCCCUGUCCCUUUCCAUUAGCCAUAUUUCUAGUCCCUUCGGCCCGUAGUCACAUUUCCCUCUGCUUUUACCAUAAGCAGGGGGCAGUGCUUAGAGCUCUGGUGAGCACAACUAACUUUGCUGGACAGUAUCUGUAUGGACUGGAACUCAGGCUGUUCUUCUGGCUCCCGUAAGCUCUGAAAGGACGGGAGGUAUGUAGGAGGGUUUUAAUUGGCAGUGUAGGUGCCCCCAUCAGACAUGUGCUUGUAGACAGGUGCCUACUAUGUCUAAUAGGAAAUCCGGUCCUUUGUGGGCGGGUCCAUGAUGGGCAUUGCCAAUGAUGCAACCCACAUCACAAGUGUUGCCCAUAAUGAGCAGCCCCAUCCACUGGCAGGCUCUCUGGCUGAGCCGGUCCACUGGCAGGCUCUCUGGUCUGGCCCCUUCCACUAGCAGGCUUUCUGGCCUGGCCCUGUCCACUAGCAGGCUCUCUUGCCGGGCCCUCCCAAUGACAAGCUCUCUGGCUGUGCCCGUCCACUAGCAGGCUCUCUGGCCGGGCCCUCCCAAUGACGGGUUCUCUGGCUGUGCCCAUUCACUAGCAGGCUCUCUGGUCUUGCCCUGUCCACUAGCAGGCUCUCUGGUCUGGCCCCAUCCACUAGCAGGCUCUCUGCUCUGGCCCCGUCCACUAGCAGGCUCUCUGCUCUGGCCCUGUCCACUAGUAGGCUCUCUGGUCUGGCCCUGUCCACUAGUAGGCUCUCUGGUCUGGCCCUUUCCACUAGCAGGCUCUCUGCUCUUGCUCCGUCCACUAGUAGGCUCUCUGGUCUGGCCCCGUCCACUAGCAGGCUCUCUGGCCGGGCUCUCCCAAUGACAAGCUCUCUGGCUGUGCCUAUUCACCGGCAGGCUCUCUGGCUGUGCCCGUCCACUAGCAGGCUCUGUGGCCUGGCCCCGUCCACUAGCAGGCACUCUGGCCAGUCCCAGGAUGCAGGGAGCACGAGCAUGUCUAAUGAUGUGCUUGUGCUGUGCGGUCCCUAGAUGCGGGACACCAGGGAACUGAAAGAGUACAGGAUCCAGAAAGCGGAAUUGUUGGGAGACCUGGAAUAGUAUUAAGCUGUGAGUUACAACAUCAUUAUAUAAUACAUAACCCAGGACAUUUGUGUCACCUCGUGUCCUUUCUAGUAAAAUACGGGUUUCUGUUUUGUGUACCUAGACACCCAUACAGUGGCAUCAUUGGAACCAAUGUGGCAGCAUUAGAUGAGUCACUGUGUUCCUGCAGUGUGGUCUGUGUCAGGUCAGUGAAAGUCAUAUGGCAGUCAUACAUCCAUCAUAAAACCUUGAAAAUAGCUACCUAAAUAAAUUCCACAUGUACUUAAAAAAAAGCUAUACAUGCAAAUGUUACAAACAGCAAUAUUUUGUAUAUUUGUCAAAUUAUUAAAUGUACAUAGUGCAGCAUGACGAUUUACAAGUCCAUUAUUAAUAUUAGCAGAAUAGAUUAUUAGAUUAUUAUACUCCUAUACUGCAGAGCUGUACAACAUGGGAUGAGACAUAUGACAUAUCAAAAUGGCAUGCAUGUGAACAAAACUUUGAUUGCUACCUACAGAGGCUGUAAAAGGUAUAUGACUUGAGCAGAGGACCAGGAGACAUACCGGUAGUUGUUUUAAAGGCUUUGUUAAGGGUUGAAGAGUAGGAUAAAGCCUAAUUGAUUGGUGAAGAGGAUUCAGUAAGGAUGAUGCAGCUAUAGAGAGGUCUAAGAAGUGGAUGAUGGCGAUUGGUGUUUAAACAGUACAAAUGCGCAAGUCUUCAGCAAAACGUGGAGAGGGGUGAAUGGGACAUGCUUGUUUGUUAGUGAUGUUAUGUAUGUUGUGGGCCCUCUUAUAGGGUAAGUACUAGAAUUUUUAAUUGAACUUGAAUAGUUAUAGGGAGCAAGAGAUGUGAAGUAUGGGUAGAGGAAUCCAUCAGUAAAGAUGAGCAUUAAAGGGUUCAAGCAAUAUGACCAUGUCAGUGUUUUGAAGUUGUUAUGGAGCUUGGAGUCUGUAUGGGCAGUAUUUCCGUUUAGAACCCUGCACAUACAUAGUUAAAGCAUUUUGCAGCUGGAGGUGUACCUGUAACUUCAUCUUUGUCUGCGUCAUUAGCCAUCCCAGAAUAAUAAAAAUAAGACACAGUUUUUAGUUGGAGUAUCCCUUUAACAAGCAUUUUUAGCUGCAUUGUGCGUUAGGAAAGGGUGGAUAUGGGUAAAGUUGAAAUUGGCAGGAUUUAAAGAUUGACUAGACGUGGGGAGUGAAAAAAAACAGAUCAGAGUGAAAGAGAACUUACUGGCAGCGAGCCUGUAGGCUCUACCUUAUGGUAGCACAACUGACCCGAAAGGAUCCUAAAAAACAGAUGAUAAAUGCCUAAAGGAAUAAACGAGAUGCUGCUUUUUGCAGAGAUGUAAUGCCUUAAAGGCAGGAGCUGUAUGGUUGACGUAAUUGGAUGACAUGAUGCGUCAGAGAGAGAACGUGGUUGUUUAUUGAUGAAUGUUUUAUUUGGAGGGGAAGGGGAGCUCAGCUUUAUCAAUCCAUUAAUCAAUGAGAUGUGUUAGUUGAAUGACUAAAGAAGAUAUUUUCAAAAAGGGGUGUCAGUUCCUUACACAUGUGCACCUCAUCCAGAAUGCUUGCUGUCCAUGCCAUAAACAAGACUCUAAAGCUUAUAUUGCACAGGACAACCUAACCCAAAAUUAAAUAAUAAUGGCUCUACUCUACAUUAGAGUAUACAUGUAAUCUUCAUGCAAAUAAACAGGCUUUUAUAUUUAAAAAAAAUAAAUAAAAAAAACUAUACAAACUAAACAAAACCCACAAUAAAUCACGUUGGGUUAAUCCAGCCUCUAGUGGCUGUCUCAUUGACAGCCGCUAGAGGUGCUUCUCACUAUGAUUUUCAUUGAGAAUGCUUUCCUAUGGACUGGCCGCACAUGCGCAUUCAGCUGAUGACAUCAGAAGAGGGAGGAUAGUCCCCAGCGCCGAGGGAGCCCGGCGCUGGAGAAAGGUGAGUGUUUAACCCCUUCCUUCCGGUGGGAGUGGGACCCUGAGGGCACCAUUUGAUGGCACAAUAUAUACUGGUAGAUAAUGUUAGAUGAUGCUAUGGCAGGAGCUGUUUUUUAUGUCUACAGCUGAAACACUCAUAAUUGCUGAUUCACUUUAAAAGGACUUAUCAAUACUAUGGUGACACGGCUUGCCGGUAAAGCACAAUUUGUACGCUGCUCCUUCUGGCGAAGUAACAAUACCAUUACCACUAAGAGUCAGGAGCAUCUUAAAGGCAUGUACUCCCACCUAACCCAAAAUCACCUUCUAAGCACCCUGACCCAACUCUAAGUGCGUAUUCACCACCUUAUCCCGAGUAUCAGUUAAACCAUUAUUAACUGUGCUCUAAUGACACAGCACUUAAAUGCUCUAUAUUUAAAACGUGAUUUAUUGUGGGUUUUGUUUAGUUUGUAUAGUUUUUUUUUUUUUAUAUAUAUAUCGGAUUAUAGGAUGAUAAAUCUUGCAUAUAAACAUCUGGUGGAAACCAUCUAUGUGCAAUCCAUUACAGAAACACUAUAGAGUCACAAACACAAAUAUAUAUUUCUGACCCUAUAGUGUUAAAAACACCAUCUAGCCCAUCUGACCUCCCCUAAAUAUAGUAAAAUCUUACCUUUAUUCCAGUCUGCUGGAGCCUGCUCUGCCCCGCAGAAGUUAUGAUCUCAGUCAAUCAUAAUGAUUUUACAUAGGAUUGGCUGAGAAUUAAUCAAUGCAUUUCUAUGAGGAAAGUUCAGUGUCUUCAUGCAGAGGGUGGAGACACUGAAUGGCGUACAGAAGUGCCCCAUGAAGCACCUCUAGUAGCCAUCUAAGGAGUGGCCAUUGAAGAUAUACCUUGGCUCUGGUAGACAGCCACUAGAGGAGGAGUUAACCCUAAGAGGUAAUUAUUGCAGUUUAUAAAAAAUGAAAUAAUUACUUGCUCAGGGUUAAGGGUGAUGGGAGUUGGCAUCCAGACCACUUCAAUGAGCUGAAGUGGUCUGCGUGCCUACAGUGUCCCUUUAAGCAUGCUGUUACCGUUUACCUUUCCAAUGCAUUGUUCUGCUGUUUUGUUCUUGUUGCUACUGUCCACUGUCUGUAUCCGAUGUUUCAGAAAAUCUAUUAAGAAUAAAAAAGUAUUUGUGUUUCAAUAUUUAAUAUACUUUGUUAAAUAAACAUGUAAAUCAACAUUUAUAAUCUUCUUGAUUUUCUGUUUUCAGACAGGAAGAGAGGUAUUUAACGUGUCUUUUUUUUAAGCAUUAUAAAUUGGCUUAUUAUGUGGUUUAUAGUGAGUCUACAGACGGAGGUUUAAUUUGCAUGUUGCAGCAGAUGGAGGAAUCUAAAGCAGGCAGAAUGCAAGUACAGACAGAGACUAGAUUUACAUACAGACCGCUUGCUUUGUCAUUGAUGGUGGAAGAAUGCUGCACUGUAUAAUAUUGUGCUACGAAAGAGAGGCAAUGACAACUGGCUUUAUAACCCUGCUUACCUUUAAAUACAGCCUAAGUGUGCCAUGCAGGUCUCUGGCUUAUAUCAAAAGUGACAGAAAUCAGAGUUUGAUUUAUCCUAGGAAAAAGAGAGAGAAUGCAUUCCUUGUCCUAUAAAGAACAUUCUAAAGACCAUAACCACUACAGCUGUCCCACUGUUAACAGCUAAACCAUUUUGAAUUGUUUGACACAUUCUUGAGUCUCACAGACACUGGCAGUCCAUCCCCUCUUUGUACUAAAGUGGAAUUUCCUUUCUGCUUUAAAAAUAACAAUUAUUCCUAGUUUUGAAUAGAACGUAUUGGCUGUGGAGUGUCGGAUUCAAAGCAAUGAAAUUCAGAGAAACUCCUUGCAAAACGUAUUGGCAAAAAUGCUAGUCUGUCUAAAGUAGCAAAUAUUUAAAGGGACACCAAAUUGGAAGUUACCAGUUAAAAGAAAAAAUAAAUCUUAAUAGCAUUUUUACAGAUUGUCGCAAAUAUGGAGCUUUUUCAGGAAGCAGGAAGUAGCUAAGGUUUCACAGCCUAUCCUAGUCUUCCCAUUGAUAUCAACAGUGUACAGUGUACACAUAUUAUAAUCUCCUGCCUAGCAGAGAUAUGAGAGAGCUGCAGUUUCGAUUUGUCUACCUACUAAGAUCCUCCUAGCUUGACGUAUAUUCAUUUGUGGGGGAGGGAGGGUAUGAAUGAAGUUCCUUACGAUAGUUAAAGCUCUAUACAAGCUCUCUCGUCAAAGAGUGUAGAAGUGCUUGUGUAUUUUCCCUCGGUGAUAUCAUACAGUGAGGGGAUAGGUAUAAGCUUAUAAUGAUUUUUUUUCAAUUGGUGCUGAGAUAAUGAACAGUAUAAAGUAUGAGAAGGACAUGGAAAUUUGCUCCUUAAUGUGGACAAAGGACAUACAUAGCGUUGUGUUGAAGAAGAUCUAGAUCUCUGUACAGCAGGGGUAGACAACCUUUUAGUAGUACUGAGCCAAAACAAGAUCUUUAAGUCCCUUGGCGUGCCCGUCCUAUUUUUUUUUUCAAUUGAGGUGUGUAUGUUGCCAUAUUGUGCUUGUGUUAUUUUUCGGUGCUGCAGUUGCUUUGUAGUGUUGUAUUUGUGUGUAUGUGGGCUGUUAUAUUGUAUACUGUAUGUUCAUGAGUAGUUUGUGUAUGAUACCAAUGAAUGUGUGCUGUGUAUGGGGGCUGCUUGUGGAAUUGUGUGUGUGGAUGAUAUGUCACAUUGUGUGUUUGAUGGUGUGUGUAUGUGUGGUGCUGUUUGUGGGGUUGUGUGCAUGUAUGUGGAUUAAGUGUUGUUAUGGUUGUGGGGACUGUAUGUGUGUUUGUGUGUAGGCUAUUUGUAGUAUUUUUAUGAGGGGGCGGCUUCUUAUGCAGCUCUGUGUAUAUGUAUAUAUAUAUAUAUAUAUAUAACUGUGUGAAUGGCUUCUCUGGGGUCUAUUGGGGACUGGACUGACCUGCGUCAGGCAGUGUGGAUUCCCAUUCACAAGUGCUGGGAGGAAUUAAUCUGAGAUCACUUACUCUAAGUGCAGCAAUGUGUAGACUGAGGAUUGUCCCUCACCACCUGCAAUCACCGCUCAGUUUGCACUAGCAAAUAUCUGAAAUCCCACUGGGACUCCAGAUAGGCCAGAGCCUGUUUGGUUCUGGCAGCCUUGAGUGCCAUAGGUUUCUGAGCCCUGUUAUAGAGCAUCAUAUCUAUUUACUGUACAGAAUUACAGAACAUCAUAUCUAUUUGCUGUAUGAUACAAGUAAGCAUUUACUGUACAGAUUCAAUAUUACAAAUAGUAAGAAGCAUAUACAUAUAUAUAUAUAUUAACGUUCAUGUUGUUCUGGGUGAGAGUAGGGAGGGUUGCAUUCCUUUUUAUAUGUUGAGAAAAACAAGUAGCAAGAGAGGUGAGAAUGGAUAACAACUCAAUUAGCCUGCCCUUCGGUGGGACUUGUGCCAUUACAGAGAGAACAUAUCUGAAGCAUAUCAGACUGGUCCCACCCGUACGGCCAGUCCAGAUCCCAAAUGCCAGCAAGUUCUCUCUGCACGAGAGACACAGCAACCCCAGAUGAUCGUUAAACCCUGUAAGGUAUCAUCAGUGAUGUAUAGCCAAUAUCCCUCUAGGCACCGUGAGCAAGGGGUCCACGGCUGGAUUGACCUUUAAACUUAAGGAGAGAAAAACAAGUAGCAAGAGAGGUGAGAAUGGACAACCGCUCAAUUAGCCUGCCCUUUUUCUCUCCUUUUUAUAUGUUGUCUUACUCCUCCGUGAAGGGAACCUAUAGUCCUUAAAAUAACAAACAUUAUUUCAGGACUACAGAUUCCCUUAUGUUCCCCUCUUCAGGCAUGAAGAAAUUAUAGCAUAGAAAUUAAAGUAAUGAUUACUCACCUCCUUUUCAGCAACGGGACUCCUCCGCUGCGGCCUCCAGCCCUGUCUCUAGUGAUGGCAGCACCCAAGCAGACAACACCUCCGAUCUCCAUCAAUAUAUUGCUUCUCACUGAAAAGCAAUGGUUUGGAACUCGGUACGCGCGGCCAAACGCUGCUCUCCUCCAAUCAAAUAAUGCUGUGAGACAGCCGCUGGAAGUGUAUUUAACCCUAAAAAGACAGGGCCACUGCACCCAGACCAGAGAUGAAGUGGUCUGGGUUACUUUAGUGAUCCUUUCAUAUUGCAUUAUACGAUCACAAUCAAAUGUACAGGUUAAAAGAUAUACUUAUAUGGUGAUAACUUCCUCCAUCUGCAAUAUGGCCUCCAGGAAUGGACAGGGUGCCCUCAAAUAAUGUGAACAGUAUCCUACAGUUUUUGGGUAUCGCCACAUCCCUUGUAGUAGUGCCAUUAUGUGAGUGCAUGGCAAUAACCAGUAAGGUGAUCAGUAUAAAAAAUUUGAAUUAGAGUUUAGCACUUUUUAGAGAGGUGUUUUUAUUUCUACAAAAAUGACACCAAAUAUCUGGCAUGACAGUUGGAGUUGGAAAGCGAUAUUCAUCAAAUGCCAUGUUUGACCCUGCUCACAGAUGGGAGUACUUUGAUGAACAGACUUGUAAAGGUAGCGAAAGAGCCAUAUUCAGGGUGAGAAGAGGGUGGCCAGCAGGGACAGUGUCAGAAGUAGAAACCGUUGCUAGGUAACGGAUAAUCAGAUUAAUGAUUGCAGUGCACGCUAAUGGUAAUCUCCGGUAUCUGUCAGAGUAGCCUGUUACAGAAACAAAACACUAUAUUGACAGAAUUUGUUAAAGAAAGAUCAAUUCAAGCGUAGCUUCUGCCUGUGAAGUAUUCGAACAAGAGAUUUUUGUAAAAAUAUCUGUCAUUACAAGCAAUAAGGAAGUGACACAGGACCUCCUUGCACAAUAACCUGUGGAAGAAACACAGUUUUCUGUGAUGCAUGGAGAGUCCAUUUAAAGCCCAACAAAGGAAUGGACCAGCACAAAAAUGGAGAGGGCCCUGUCCCCAAGGGCGGGGAGGGGUGUCAGUCUGCUAUGAAUGCACACCAGGCUGAUCGCGUACCUCCCAACAUUUCAAAUGGACAAAGAGGGACAACCACCUCCAUCUUAGCCCCCCCAUAUUGAGAAUUUUAACAAAAGAACAUUCCAUUUGUUAGAUCAACCUUUUUUUCCGUUAGAUCUACUCUAAAAUAUGCAAUAUUAAAGCCCACAAAGUCGUUCAGUGAAUACCGCCUCUUGCGUGAUAGAUCUAACAAAAAACAGUGGAUCUUACCUGAUCUAACGAAUAUCUACUAAAAUUAGUAACAUUUUGCCCAAAUUUCAGUUGGGAGGGGGGGCAGCCCCCCGCAGCCCUCCCCCUAAUUAUAUAUGCAAUAUCUCAGUAAUUAGACUAGAUCUAACAAAUAUUUUUGCCUGAACAAACCUGAUCUAAUGCAGAACUAUCAUAAUCAACAACAUUUUGUGCACGUUUUUGUUGAGGGGAGGCUGGCUACGGGUUAGCCCCCCUGAAAAUGAUUGUUAAUAUCGCAUAUUUUAGAGUUGAUCUAACAAAAAAAAUUGUUGAUCGAACAAAGAUCUAACAAAUGGAUUAAUCUUUUGUUAAAAUUCUCAAUAAGGUGGGUGGCUAACCUGUGGGUGGUAGAGGGAGACUUACUAAUAGCAAUUUAUGCAACUAAAAUGCAAUUUGGGCAGCUAGUGGGGGCUAAAAUUUUAUUCUGCCAGUUGCCCCACCUAUUUUGCCCCAUCCAUGGGCAGCAGAUAGGGCUGAAAUAUCAUGACAGGGGGAGACUUGCCUUUCAAGCCAUGCUCAUUACCAUUAAAAUAGGAAUAAAAAGUUGUGGAAAAACUGAUUAUUUUGGUGCACUAAAGAAAUGGUGAGAAAAGAACGCCAAUGCGUAAAGGGUGAAGUACCAAUUUUAAAUGUAAGCAAAUGGCGCAUGAGCACAAAACGGGCAUGAAUGUGAAAGUGAAUGCAUCACGUUUUUACACUUAACCCCCAUGAUAAAUUAUUUGUGCUUAUAAACAAUACAUGGAGGUGCUGCCCAGUCGUAUAUAGAAUUCAUAUGCUGUGGGCUGGAAAUCGAUUAAUUAAUCAAUGAGGAAUCCAAAAUGAACUGGUUUCAGGUUUCUCUAUGACUGUGUCAUAGCAGAACUUUCCAUAUGUUUACCAUUAACAUGUAGAAUUAUAAUACUUUAAGUAAAACACGAUUUACUGUUCAAUCCUACUUGUACAUACUGCGGAUAUUACAUGAAAAGUUCUACCCACACUGUGAUUAAUUACUGUGCUCAAAGAAGGAAAUCAGUUCAUAAGUCAAAAAGGAAUUUCCCAGCUGGCCAUCGUUAGAAGUGAUUUGAUUCCCUUUCUGCAGUAAACGAUUGCUACAUACCUCAGGGAAGCACUUUUCAUGUGGUGUCCAUUAACUCGUGGAUGGGAAGUAUGGCAAGCAAAGCAAGAUCUGGUGCAGGUGAUCAUGGAAACAUACAGAUGUUCAAGGAUGUCCUCAGUCCAGCUGUUUUAGACUAACAUUUAAAAUUUGUAUGUUCUUAUGUAACAACGUGGGAGUUAGGUAAAAAAAACAAAAAAACUCAGCUAGUAAACGCCAGUCUCAUUUGUAGCUAAUUUAAAUUUAGGACAAAUUUGGUAUAAAAAAAUAAAUAAAAAAAUCCACCCACUCGGCUAUUAUAACAGCUUGAUUAUUUCAGUAUAAAGUUUACAAUUUGGUGUUUAUUUUCCUACAAUUCAACGUUUAGUGUAGGGACCCCUAUCUCUAAGGGUUUCAUUCUGAUUUUUUUUUUUUUUUUUUUUAAACAUCACCUUUAUGUGCAACCCUGGCCUAUUGAAUUGAAAGCAUCCCAAGUAAAGGGAUAUUAUUAUUAUUUUAUUAUUUUUUACAAUACUUAUUGCUGACAUAUCUUAAUUAGAUAGCUAAAGACUGUAUGUAUGGAAUUAUGAAAUGUCAUCUGCGUGAGUCACAAUAAUUAUCAGGUCAUUCACAGACAAUAACCAAAUACAUAUUAAAAAAAAUCUUACAUAUCGAAUGACCAUCUUUACAAUAAAUCUAUACAUUUGCUUUUUUGAAAUCUUAGUUUAAUUCGAUUUCUAUAAUAGAAAGCACAUGCAAUAAAAACUCAGGUCAUGACAGCAAUUUAAGCCCCAGGAUUGACUGAUACUUGAGUUUUAGGUAUAUUUUAAACAGAUUUAUCCACAAAACACUGAAUUUAAGUUGAUUCAAUCCCAACCUCCUAAAUUUAGGCUUAGCCAACCUUUGAAUAAAUUUAAGUUUUUGCCCAAAUUAUAAAAAAAAAUUUCACGUAUAUUUGCUGCACUGUAUGCUGUCUAGAACUGAGAAAGAGACUGGUAACUAUAAGCCAAAAUAAUUUGAAUUCUAAAUCGGCUACUUUGGCCUAAAAUCCCCAACGCUUCUCUUGGUUUCCCCACAUAUCACAGGUCAGUGAUUAACCAUGUCAGACGUAUUCGGUAAAAACAGAAUUGUCAGGAAGGGAAUGUCAAGUUUAAGGCCAGGAAAGCUGAGCUGGAAUUGGGAGAAUUUUUCCUAAUUUGUCUAUUUCAGCCUGCUAUUCCCUGUUCAUCUUCUGAUAAUUCACUGUUUAGUGAAUAAGCCUGAGCUCUCUGAUUGCAAUCCUAAAAUAAAUAAGAAAAAUCACCUUGUUCAGCUUAUUAAACACAUCCCUCAAAAUAUAUGACGGUUUCAAUAAGAAAGUAUUUUUCAUGUUUAGUAUCCUCUCUCUGUCAAUGUUUUUUUCUGGCAUAACUAAUGUGUCUUUUACUAAAACUGUGCUUUUGAGGUUAUUUGGCACACUAAGGGUUAUUGAGGGUAGGGGGAAUCUGGUCAGCUGACACUUCCUCUAUAUUUAAGCUAACCAGACUUAAUUUCAGUGGCUGGUUUGGCCUCUUUCAAUAUAUAGAAAUGGACUGCAGUGUUAGAAACAUAAUGGAGUAGUUUGCUCAAAUGUAUUGAUGAUCAUCAAGAUGUGUGCAUUAACUAACCAUAGGGGAGUAUCUCUGCACAUGUGACUGCAGUAAAACUAAUUGUGUUUUUUGUUCUGUUAUGGAGGCAAUUAACCUAUCUGUCACCAACAUUAUAGGAAAUAUUAGAGUUGAAGGAAGAAAUCCUUUAAUGCUAGCAACCACUUAUCAGUGCAGGGCUAAUUCUGUCUAAAGUGUGACUGUGAAGAUGUAUCAGUUAAUGAAAGCUUCACUUCGUUGCUUUUUAAUCCUUCUACCUCUUCCAGUGCAGGAUUUCUUGUGGCCUGGUGAUAGAUUGGAGGGGAUGAGAUUUGGUUGCAUCUAUAGAAGGAAGGACCAAGUUGGGUUUGAUGCAGGUGUCCAGAAAAAGACUGCUGUAAAGUCUCAGGUUGGCCUAGCCUCUUCCCCUUGGGAAGUUGGAACUCAACAUUUUUGGGAAUCCUGGCAGACUGUUGAUUGGCACCUGUGUUCUCCAUUUUUGUUGCAGACCUUGCAGAAGAGCUUGGGGCUUUCCAGACCAUGUCAUGAGAUGGAACCAGUAGUGAAGCAUGGGCAGGUACACCAGGGAUGUAUAAAGGUUGAUGGUGGCUCUUCUAAAUAUGACUUAACUGCAGUUCAGGAUUCCAAGAUUGUUGAAGAAAUAGACUCUGCUUCUAGAUCUGGUUUAAUCAAAAACUUUGCAAGCCCUUUAGAAACCUCAUUCCACAACGAAGUCCCUUUCCAAAUCACAAUGGCUAACUGUGACACAGAAUUGGCUAUCAAUUCUGACUUGAUGUUAAAGUCUCUGGAGGCCUCAGAGACCGAAUUAAAUCACACUUUUGAAAGGAACUUGAUGGCUGAUAUUGUACUUAGGAGAAAUUCUAGGUCCUUGCUAGGUAUUGGGGAAUGGCUGGCAGAUGAGGCUUUAGGCACACUUUAUUACCUAGAGGAUUCAUUCUCUUCAUCCAUAGAUCUGGGUUCACAUAUUGAUGAAAAUAUAUGGCCACCACUAGAUCCAGGUGAUAACUUUGACACACUUGCCAAUGGAUGGCCAGAGCUAGAAAAUGAGGAGAGUAUUGGGCUCCCCCUAGAGGUUGAUUUUGGAUAUGGAACAUUUCCAGGAAUUGAAUGCUAUGGAAUUGGAGGUUGUGUAGAUCUGAUGGACAUUGCUACUACAGCUGAGAAUGGCUAUCAGGAAAAAAAUGGAGUAAUAGAAGGAGGCAGCUGCAGUAAGGAAGAUUACAUCAGGCAAGAUAAAUACAGGUAUUUCCACCCUUUAGUUCUCUCUACCACUCCUACCUCCUAGUUCCUGUAAUCUAUGUCUGCUGGAGCAGAGGUGUCAAGCUACAUUCCAAAAAUUUCUUGCACUUUUCUGUAGCCACUAGGUGGGUUAACCAAGUUUUAAAUAGAAUGCUUUUCUCUUCUGUCCUUUGGAAACCUCAGGUCUAUUAUUGUACUGUAGCUUAAGCAGGAACAACAUGUUGGGGUUUAUUCGCUAAACAGUGAACUAGAAAUUAGAUUGCAAAGUUAUAGAUAAAAGUACUUGAUUUGGGAAAAAUAUUUAAGUCAACUAUUUGUUUACAUUUUGCAGUUCAGUGAAUUUUGAUUGUGAUUCAACACCUCGUGUUUACCCCAUGCACCACCCACACGUUUUCUGUAGUUCUCAAAUAGCCUUUCUACCACUUUUUUUUUUUUUUUUUUUUUUAUCCUGAUUUUUACUUCAUAUUAGUCAGUAUAAAGUUUAAUUUUUCAUGUUCCUUCUCAGCAGCAAACUUGCUUCACAUUUUUACAAAGCAUUUAGGAGUCUGGGCCAAGACACGUGAGCCUUGAACUCAUACUCACUUGGGUUUUAAUACCAUAUUAAAUUGUGUCCACAUAUGGCUCGUAUUGUACAUGAUUUGCAUACUCAAAUUAAAUGUACACUGCAGGCACGAUAACCACUUCAACAUGUUAUAGUUCCUGACUUCUGUAUGUGCAAAGUCUCAUAUAACUACGUUCUCUAUCCAUUUAGUAUAGAUGGAAUGGAAAUGGACACUGAAACUGCUGUGCUUUGUUUUAAAGCCACAACACACACACAACAUCCGGUAAACACAUAUUCUAAAUAUCUGACUGACGUAUAUUCUCUGAAUUUACCACUCAAUAAAAUAUACUAUAAUUAAAUAAACCUGUUCAGUUAAUGGCAGACUUGUGUAGAAAUUUUCUAUUUUCAAAACUGUAAAAACUGUACUUUCAAAACUGUAAAUGUACACCGGUACCAGCUAUUGGUUUGAAUGGCCACUAAUUAUCGAUAUCUGCCCUAAAAAAAGCAAUUUCGGUUGAUACUGAACAACCAUUACAGCGUGUUUGUAGCUUGCCAUUUGUAUAAAUAAUGAGGAGGUGAAAUGUUAGCAUUAUUUAAGGGAUAUUCUAGUGUUGGAAAUAGUUUUUUUUUCUAGAACUAUAGCUCCCUAGUGCACCCCCCAUCAUACAAGGUAAGAGUUAAUAAAACCUUACUGCACAUAAAAAUAGGGGAACUUCAUUACGUAACAGGAAAACAACCUGAGAGGAGCCCUGUCAGAGGGCAAGAAUAAGCAUGCAGAUAUAAACUUACAAACCCCCACACUCACUGGGCACGUAUUACAAUAUAGCACCAUGGUGGCCCACACAAUCAACCUCUACAGCUACCCCCUUAGAGGACAACUCCCUGCACACAUGGAUGAUUGCGGCCUAUAACCCGCUAUAUCCUACAAGGCACAGGUUAUUUGACCGCCGACUCACACCUUACAAUAAUUCAAUUACACUUCACAUAAUGCCAACCACGAAACAGCCCGAACACUCGGAGGCAAAAUUGCCACUGUCUCCUCCAAUUUAAAAACAAACCAAAGCAAAUAUCUAAACCCCGGUGUAACUUAAACAUUAGUAUACACUAUGAGUAGAAUCGUACUGCACUACUAGAUAUAUCUUUUAACUGCUACAUAUCAGUUAAAUAACAAUAUAAACCGAUCGACACAGGCCAGCAGGACCAUACUCUACCAAUUUAGCUGCACUACUAGGCUCUCAAGCAAUGUCUCUGUUUUUGCCAAAGCUAAUCUAACCUCACAUAAUAAUGUCAAUGUUUGGAUGUCUCUACCUUGACUCGCUAGACCUCUUAGGAUCUAAUCUGUCUUCUGUACCAAACUUGAUAUGCACCUUGUCCCUUCUCUUUUUUGUUGUACCCAACUAUGCACUGCUAUAACAAAAAAAAACAACAAUUAAAAAUUGAAUGUCAAAAAACCUUACUGUACUUACCCACUUCCAGCGCUGAAAAACGGCAAGAAUUACCAUUGCAGAUUUAAGGGGACAGGGUUUGGGGGUGACCCUGGAUAUCCUCAUGCAUAGUGUGAGGAUGUCCAGCAUCAGUUAGGCAACCAAAAGACUCCUAAUGACCCAGAAGUUGCCCUAGUGGCUGUUUGAUAGACAGCCAUUAGAGGUGGAGUGAACCCACAAAGGUAAAUAUUGUAGUUUCGUAAAAACUGCAAGAAUUACCUUUGCUGGGUUAAGGGACCUGGGAAUAUGCACCCAGACCACUUCAAUGAGCUGAAGUGGUCUAAAUGCCUAUAGUGGUCCGAAGUUAUAAGUGCCAGGAAAACCUAUUUUUGUAUUUUUUUUUAUUUUAUCUCUCUAUCUAUCUCUCAAACACAGCCUAACUGUUAACACUAGACAUGGGUUUUUAAAACUCCCUUACUUAUUUGUAAUUCUAUGUCUGGCAGAAAAUGACAGGAAGCAAAUGAUGGUGUUCAGCAUUAUUUAUCCAUGGUGUAAAGUUCACAACAAGCACAACUUGGGCUGGAGUCCAAAAAAGGAUUAAAAUUUUUAUUUAUUUAUAUUUUUCCUUUUCAUCAGACAGUGUGAAGAGGCAGCAUUCUGUACAUUGUUUCACAGUGCUUUCUGGAUUGGUAUGCCAGUAAAUAUUUGAGAUGUGAAAGCACUUGGAAAUACACCAGGAUUACUGUGAUUUCAAAUGGUGUAUUGUGCACUUUAAGCGGCACUGGUGACAUGGUCUUCUGGUGGGUCCUCUUCUGCUGCUAAUGCAAAGGUUGCAUGCCUGAGAGUACAGCAUUGAGUUCUGUGGACGAUCCCUUGGGAUCCUCUAUAGAGCCAUUUCCCUGCAGCCUUCGGCGUACACCUCUGGGAUUGGUGCUCAUUGACGGCAGUCGCGCUACACAGUGUCUACAAAUGUCAGGCUUGGGGAAGAAAAUACUACAUUCUCUCAGCAGAUCUUUUGACUGUUUUUGAAUUUUAGUGACAUUCCAACACAGUCCGUAUUAAUGUGUAUAUGCCAAUAAACCACUCUCCUGUUCAGUGCCAGGAAGUACACCAAACGUCCUGACUGCAUGUUUUUGCAGGUAGCUCUGCAUUAUAGGACAUUUUAUGCCUCCACUUUUACUUUAUUUUAAUUAGGGGUGAACUCGGGGCCAGACUUGCAUUACAAGCACUUGAAGACAGAUCAUUCUCAAGUGUUCCAAAUACCAUCUUCCAAAAAAAAAAAAAAAAACCCCACUCACACAGAAAACUUUGAAAACUCAUAGACUGUGUGUUCACAUGUGUAACAGUAUGUGGAUAGUGGUCUGUAGGUAUGGUUUUUAAUUGUGUGUAGUCAUUUGAGUUAACCCUUUUGGCCCUUGUCCUCUUUCUUCCCCCAGGAGAUUGCUGUGUUCGGUCUCUGCGGACAGGGUCACGCAGAAAUAGGUCUCUCUCAGACUAAAUACAGCAAUCUCAGUCUAGCAGAAGGUGUGCUCUUAAAAGGACACUCUAGACUAGAGCAGGCUUCCCCAAACUCCGGCCCUCCAGAUGUUGCUGAACUACAACUCAGCCUUUCUAUUUAAUUCAUAGAAUCAUGGGAGUUGUAGUUCAGGAACAUCUGGCGGGCCGGAGUUUGAGGAAGCCUGGUCUAGACCUUUAGUUUGCUGAUAUGCUUUGUGUGAAGUGUCCUUCCUACCCUCCCCCACCCAAUUUUACAAAAUAGAUUUCAAUAGAAAUUGGCACACUUCCAACAUAACUCCUUAAAGACAACCGGUCCUGUCACUUCCUGGUUAUUUAGCUAAAUGGAGUUAAACUCAAUGCAGCCAAUUGCCCAGAGCACCUGCCUUGCAAAGACAUCUCAAUGAGUUGUGUUAAAGUCUGUUAUUGGACAGCCACAGAAAGUCAGGAAUGGGGAAGGGGUUUUUUCCAAAGAUGGCAGACAAAACUUUUGCAAGCUGUUUUUCGAUGUACCCCAAUUGAGGGGAAGCAUAAAUAAAUGCAUGCAUAUAUUAAUUUGGGUCUAUCUACUAAACAGUGAUUUAUUUAUUUUUUGUAUUGUAAUUAAGCAGUGGAUUGUCCCUUUUAACAUGCAGCAAACCCUACUACCUGCUUUGCCCAAUGGAAAUCCAGCCUUUGGUGGAUUGAACGCUGCCAAAUCUGUUGUGGGUUUAGGGUCUUAAAGGACAACUAUAGUGCCAGGAAAACAAACUCGUUUUCCUGGCACUAUGGAGUCAUUAGGUCUCUCCCCCCCUCUUCAGCCACUUACCUUUCUCCAGCGCCGGGCUCCCUCUGUGCUGGGGAACUCUCCACCCUCUGCCGACGUCAGAUCUGCAUGCGCUGCAAGAGCCGCGCAUGCAUUCAAACCACCCAUAGGAAAGCAUUACUCAGUGCUUUCCUAUGGACGUCCAGCGUCUUCUCACUGUGAUAUUCAGUGAGAAUCGCGGAAGCGCCUCUAGUGGCUGCCACUAGAGGCUGGAUUAACCCCAAAUGUAAACACAGCAGUUUCUCUGAAACUAUGUUUUCAGCUGCAGGGUUAAAACUAGAGGGACCUGGCACCCAGACCACUUCAUUGAGCUGAAGUGGUCUGGGUGCCUAUAGUGGUCCUUUAAGGAUUGAAGGCCCCGGUCACAACUCUAUUUAGAGCAAUUGGGCAUUCAAAGAGUAGGAUGUCUAAUCUAGUUUGAUGUAUUGUUUACAUAGUUUAUGUAAAUCAAGGUGGUUUUUUUUUGUUUUUGUUUUUUUAAUUUUCUUUUUAAUUUUUUUUUUUAAUAUAAUCAUGUGCACGGAUCCAUUUUUCAUUUGUAAUUUUUGUAGUAAUUUGUUUUUGAGGAUCGUACCUAGAUAUGUAUAACUCUUAGACGUAGGUGUGCAGUUUCUAUAUAUAAUUUUUUUUUUAUUUUUUUUUUUUAGCUUUUUGAUUCACUUGUGCAGUGCUUGGUAAUAAAAUGUCUGCAUUUGUGUGUUGGCUUUAUUGUGUAAUGUAGACAGGAACUGACAAAGGGGACUUUACUUGGAUGUUCAUUCACUAAACUGGAACGCGUGGAGAACUAGAAAGAAAAUGUUUGUUGUUUUUACCAUGUCUGCUAGUUAAAUUUUUUUUUUAUAUAUAAUCUUUGUAAAUACAUCCCCCUAAUAGUUACAUAGCUGAAAAGAGACUUGGGUCCAAGUUCAGACUUCCUCACAUGGUUUUUUGCUGUUGAUCCAAAAGAAGGCAAAAAAAACAGUCUGAAGCACUUCCAAUUUUGCAACAAACUAGGAAAAAAAUCCUUCUUGACCCCAGAAUGGCAGUCAGAUUUAUCCUUGGAUCAAGCAGUUAUUACCCUACAUUGAAAGAUAAUAUCCUUGAAUUUUUGGGGUUUUUUUGCAAGUAGGCAUCUAGUUGCUGUUUGAACAUCUGUAUGGACUCUGAUAAAACCACUUCUUUAGGCAGAGAAUUCCACAUCCUUAUUGUUCUUACAGUAAAAAAAAACCUUUCCUUUGCCUUAGAUGAAAUCUUCUUUCUUCCAGUCUAAACGCAUGACCUUGUGUCCUAUGUAAAGUCCGGUUUGUGAAUAGAUUUCCACACAAUAGUUUGUACUGGACCCGAAUAUAUUUGUAUAAUGCUAUCAUAUCCCAUUCAAGUGACUUUUUGCUAUCAUAUCCCAUUCAAGUGACUUUUUUUUCUAAACUAAAUAGGUUUACAUUUGUUAACCUUUAUUCAUAGCUGAUAUAUUCCAUUCCUUUGAUUUGGUAGCCCGCCUCGGCACUUUAUCUAGUGCCAUAAUAUCCUUCUUUAGAACAGGUGCCCAAAAUUGCACAGAAUAUUCAAGGUGUGGUCUUACCAGUGAUUUAUAAAGAGGCAAAAUGAUAUUCUCAUCCCGAGAAUGAAUGCCCUUUUUCAUGCAUGACAAUACCUUACUGGCCUUGGCCACUGCUGAUUGACAUUGCACAUUAUUGCAUAGUUUUGUUGUCUAUAACAAUUCCCAAGUCCUUCUCGUGUGUUAUCCCUAAUUCGCUUCCAUUAAGGGUAUACGUUGCUUGUGCAUUCUUUAAGCCAAAGUGCAUAACUUUGCAUUUUUCAACAUUAAAUUUCAUCUGCCAUUUGAGUGCCCAGUCUAACUAAAUCCCUCUGCAGCAAAGUAAUAUCUUGCUCACAUUGUAUUGUUUUACAGAGUUUUGUGUCAUCUGCAAACACUGAAACAUGACUUUCAAUGCUGUCUUCAAGAUCAUUUAUAAACAUGUAAAUAGAAGGGGUCCCAGAACAGACCCCUGAGUGACACCACUUGCCACCUCUGUCCAGCUUGAAAAUUUACCAUUAAUGACAACUCUUUGUACUCUAUUUUUAAGCCAAUGUUCUACCCAAGAACAUGCAUUUUCAUUGAGACCGAUUUCCUUGAGUUUGAACACUGAUCUAUAUUGUGGAUUUUUUUUUUUUUUUUUUAAAUGUGUGUUUUUUGUUUUUGCCCUGCUCCUGGCAACAAGCCAUAGGUAGCAGCAGUUACACCUUCUUCUGUCGCUUACAGGGAUCCUGAGCCUCCGCUAUAGUUGGGAGGUCGGGACAUCUCGUUCUGAUGCAGUGCCUCCACUCAGUGCAACUUCUAUUUAUGGGGAACCCACCCCACUGAGUAGAUGAGUACCCUCCACUUAAUAAUUCAGAGACAUGAAAUGAAUACAGACAUGGUUAAAGAGAUCUAUAGCAGCAGAAAUAACAAUGCAGUUCGUGGCUAAUGUUAAACACAGUCACAAGAGUCUUUACCAGCAGGAAUGCAGACCGCAAACUUCUCUUCAUAACAUCAAUAACUACAUCUGAACAGUUAAACUCCUAGGUACCAGCAGGUAAAUUAUGUGCACAACGUUGGGGCCCUUAGGUGUAGGUAGUGCUACCCAGGUACAGUUAUAAGGGAGAAUCCUGAAGCAAUCUCUGGAGACAGUACCUUUUGAGUGACCUCUGUAACUGCAGAUAUCUCCAGAGAGAUCCAGCAGAACAGCAAUGGCAAUCCUUUCUCUUCCUUCUGCUGACAGAAUACAAGAGCUCAUUCACACUCCUGCAGGGAGCUGAACAUUAAAUAACAAGUCUUCUAAUUCUCCUAGCAGAGCAGUAGACGGUCUCCAACUUCUUGUAGUUGCAGUGCAUUAGCCUUCCCCUGUUAUUAUUUCACUGUCCCAGCAGUCAUAGACCAUUGAAACAGGUAGGGCCACACUUUCUUUAAGCGGACUCGGAGAACAUGGCUACUCCGCUCUCCUCUUCUUCCUGCCAUCCUAGCCCUUCCUCAAAGUUCAAUAUCUCAAAACUUAAAGCAAAACAGUGAAAUAUAGCAGCCUGUUACAUAUGUAUUAAUUAAAACCAAAUCAAUUAACAAAUUGUAUAUAAGGGAAAAAAAUGUAAUCUGUAAACAGAUGCAUAGGUCAGAUUCUAAAAGCAAAACCAUCAUUUUACCUGAUUGCAGGGUACAGACAGUCCCUGACAAUGAUUAUGGUGGUGUCUAUCUACAAGUACUCUCCACCAGGGCGUUAGGAAGUUCACUUUCCUGGCUUGCACAGUAACUCGUAACAAAUUUGUAUGUCCCUGCUGAUGUGAUGAGGACUGCGAGCACUAUCCUCUGGAACUAACACUCAUAUUUCUGGCAAAACCGACGGUGUUAACUGGUGGUGGGUAGAAUGAGCAGAACCAUGCAUCUGUCUGUUUUUAUGCACGGGCCAGUUCAGUUUUGCGAACCCCUGUGCCACAGUGUAUGCAGUUUUGGAACCUUCUAGCAUUGUGAGUAGGUUUAGUGGAGAAGACAGGCGUAUUCUAAGUGCAGUGUGGACUGUAGAUGUAAACAUGGAUAUAUAUAUAUUUUUUAUCGCUCUACUUUGACGACUAGCUCUAGGCUAGCUCAUUUUGCGAUUUUUGCCUAGUGCAAGUCACAAGCCCUAUAAUUGCCUCAUUGCCUGGUUGUCACACCCCUUUUCUCUGCUCCGUGUCUAGCUAUUAUAAUAAGCAUUAUGUAUAGAGUAAUUUCCAUGAUGCACUAUGCCCAUACCUGUCAGGAAAGACGUAAAACAGGUGUAAAUACAGCUUUUCUGUCUUUGAGUAAGUCAGGUUCACUGUUUCUGUUGAUGGUCUCCUGUCUAGCUGUUUUUAUAUAUAAUUUCAUAACGCAUUUGUAUGUUUACAGAAAGAAUAUAAACUCUGCUCUUCAAUGCACGAGUCACAUGGUUUUUCUCUGGCUAAUAGAGCAUGUCUGUCUGUGUCUGCUUGAAAGAUACUCAAAAAUCACAUGUGUAGAGUACUGCGACAAUUGGAGUGUUAAAUGCUUCUUCCAAAUAGGCUCUUAAAAUGUGUGUUUUUUGUUUAAUAAGACCAUUAAAACAAACUCUUUACAAUAACAGUUUUUUUUUUGUUUUUGUUUUCUUUCUUUCUUUAAUAGUGGGGCGGCUACCAGUGGAGGGGAGAAUGAUGGUGACGAGCUGGAUCAGAACUGGCAACCUCCUGAUUCAGAACUGAUACAGAAACUUGUAGUCCAGAUUGAAUAUUACCUUUCUGAUGAAAACUUGGAGAAAGAUGCCUUCCUCUUAAAACAUGUGAGAAGAAAUAAAAUGGGAUUUGUCAGCGUUAAACUACUUACCUCCUUUAAAAAGGUUUGUUUCAGUUUCUAUACGUAGCGUUUUUUCUUUUCAUAGUUUUGUGUUUAAAGCUAUAGAAUCUGGUUUUAGACAUUUCAUAUUAGCUUGGACUGCCUUAAUUAACGUUGCCAAGAAUAUACAAUUAAAGGAGGCGCCAUAAGUACAUGCUAAUGUAGUUAUGGUCCAUGCAGUCACCAGGUCCUCGGUCACUCAAGAGCAUUUGAUGGAGAAAUUUGGGGUGGGGAUGGCUUAAAGACCAGUAAUAUUUAACUUAAGUCAAUGACUCGAGCAAAGAUGUAACGAUUACCUAUCCCACGAAACCAUGGGGGGAGUAAAGGUGUCACAGAAUCUCUCCUCCUUUGAGGAUGGUCGCCUAAACUGUGCUCCCCCAAGGGGGUAUCCCUUAAAGACCAUAAUAAAAAAUUACCAAUACGCUCCACUAAUAGGUGGCGCAAAAGGAAGGGGCACAGUGAAAAGUUAACUUAAAAAGAACCCUAGGUUUUAUUAAGAUCUAAUGUUAAAAAGGAAAUAGAAAAAAAAAAUUGCUCAACUAAAGGUGUAAGCCUAAUUGAUCUAGGAGAUAAAGUGGAAAGGUGGAGUCCGACAGUUACUCAUACUGCUGUAUAGAAAGCCACCACAUGGGCAGGUAGGUAAACCAGAAGAAACCCCCCUUGUAUAAUAUACCACCUACUAGAGAAAGGUACAGGGUCUCAAUGGGGAAAUUCACAAGAAAAAAGCUCUAAUAGGACUCCCUCAUCUGUAAAGAGAGACUCCAGCACCCAAGUGAGGAACACCUCAUAGGGAUUAUGCUUGCACCCAGACCACUUCAAUGAGCUAAAGUGGUCUGGGUGCCUAUAGUGUCCCAUUAAAGACAACAUUUUAAAAAUUGUGUUGUGUGUGUGUGUUUUUGAAUUUUUUUUUUUUAAUUAUUAUUUUUUUUUUUUUUUAAUACAUUGACUGAUACGUUUGUGUUCCGUACUUGGGAAAUGUCAGCGAUUAACACAUGAUUCUGUUGAAGAAUGAUUAAUAUUUGACGGUUUACAAAAUUCCAAUGCUAUUUACAUUUGCUCUGUUUCCUACAGGUAAAACACCUCACACGUGAUUGGAGAACCACUGCAUACGCUCUAAGGUUUUCUGAUUUACUUGAAUUAAAUGAAGAUGGCAGGAAAAUACGUAGAAAAACUCCUGUUCCUGUAUUUCCUAGUGAGAAUCUUCCCAGUAAGAUGCUCCUAGUCUAUGACCUCCACUUUAUUCCAGAGCUUCAGUGUUUAAAUAAAGAACAGGAGAAUGGUGGGAUGCAGGAAAAGAUAAUGGAGCAGCUCCUCAAGAGUUUCGGAACUUUUGGUGUAAUUUCCUCUAUACGUAUUUUGAAACCAGGGAGGGAUCUUCCAUCAGAUGUCAAGAGGUUCAGCAGUAGAUACAGUCAAGUUGGGACCAAGGAAUGUGCAAUAGUGGAGUUCGAAGAGGUAGAAGCUGCUAUCAAAGCACACGAGACAUUGAAUGCAGAAAGUGAAGCAGACGAUGGUAUUAAAGUUGUUCUGAUUGGUAUGAAGCCUCCAAAGAAAAAGAUACAGAAAGACAGGAGUAAAGAAGAAGAUUCAAAGAAUCUUCGCAAAAACAGAUCUUUGAAUAAAAGGGUGGAAGAACUUCAAUAUAUCUGUGAUGAGUCCACAUCCGAACCAGAGAGUAAUCCAAACUCUCCAAUGACUGGCCGAAAAACUCCAUCCAGUAACAAGCUCAGCCCAUCUGCUUACCCAAAUAACCACUUGAGCCCCAAUGCCUCACCCAGAAACAGCCCUUGGAGUAGCCCCAGUGGGCAGCGGAAGGCCUCAAAGCAUUCCCCACUUGCGGAAAGCAUGAGUCCCGAAUUCUCUCGUAGGAGCACAGAGUAUUCCUCUGAUAGCAGCAUUACUCCAUCAAGUAGUCCUUGGGUUCAGAGAAGGAGACAAGCUCAGACUGUAACUCAAGAAAAAAGUCCAGCUUGUAGUCCUAUGCUAGGCAGGAAAAUACAGAAUGCCGAUGGCUUGCCACCUGGUGUUCUGAGGCUUCCAAGAGGCCCUGAUGGUACAAAGGGAUUUCACAGUGGAAGCGAAAGAAAUAAACCAGUCGAGAAUCUCUGAAUGCCACACAACCUUAAGGAAAUGGUUGCACCAGCAUUCUACCAGCCUCUUCUGUACUGAAGUGACUUGUGAUGCAACACAUUGCUUCAAGCCAACCCAGUAGUGUUGGGUUGCACAUUAUUUUUAGCUGGAAAGGAAAGCAUUUUCAGAUGGACUGAUCUAAAGUCUGUAUUUAUUUUAUUUCUCUUUAAUUUUUUUUUUUUUAAAUGUCUGUUUUUUGGUUUUUUUUAAAUCCGUUUACUUUCUAAGCCUACUGUGUACAUUUGCAGCCGUAAAAACUGCUUUCUAUUUUAUUUUUAGUUUUGCUUCAAACCAUUUUUUUCAAUUUUUUUAUUUUUUUUUGUUUCCCUUCACUGAUUCAUGUAAAGCAAUUGCUGUUGACAUAAAGGCACAUCUAAGCUCUGAUUCCAGGAAAGUAAUGUAUUUUUAUUUCACUAUGUCUAAUGUCAGGACUAUACAGGCUUGUCCACUAGCUGAGUUGGAUGCUGUUAGACCUCAUGCAAUGCAAGUCAUAAACUUCCAAAGACACAACUGUAUAUAAAUGUAUAUUUGCUGUGAUGUGAAAUUAAAAGGAAAUACCCUAAGCAUUGAAAAGGAAACUGGGCCUCACACUUAUUUGCUACCCCAUACUGUGUUUUUAUUUCCAGUUAUCCUGUAACAAUUCAAUCAGGGAAAAUUAGUUAAGAGGGACACUAUAUAGUCACCAAAACAAUGUUACCUUAAUGAAGCAGUUCUUGUCACUUUAAGCGAACCAAAGACCGAAUCGGAGAUAAUCUGAGAGUCACUGGGGUUCUGCUUCAUCAAGGUGGUUUUGCUCGUAACAGUUUCAGUCCUAGUACAUUAAUGGAACACUCGAGUCUCCAUAAUCGCUUCACCUUAUUGGCACAAUUCCAUGUGGAGGGACUUGCAAGGUAUUCAAAAAGCCUUACUACCGAUAAGUAAGACUAACUCUAUUUUUGGUUAUUGGGUGCCCAUGGCUGCUCACAGUACCAAUCCGUAAAACAGG